Molecule: messenger RNA, 2473 nt
Organism: Mustela lutreola (European mink)
Lineage: Eukaryota; Metazoa; Chordata; Mammalia; Carnivora; Mustelidae
Gene: ZNF132
Product: zinc finger protein 132
Exons: 4
Coding region: 163-1935 (590 amino acids)
Biological process (GO): regulation of DNA-templated transcription
Source: RefSeq, a predicted model, not a curated record
GUUCGCGUCGCGGAAGCAGGGACAAGCCAGGCGUGGUCCCGAUCACCUCUGCAACAACGCAGCGGCGCGGUGACUGGCUCCGGGACUUAGAGUCGUAGCGGGCUGCGGGCCUGGAUCCCCUGCUUGCUCAGGGUCUGGGCUUUUCUGCGUGAGCAGCUGAGGAUGGGGAGGGACUUCCAUUGUCGCCACUGCAUUCCUCAAUUCGCGACUGACCAGGACAGCAGCGUCCCAGAUGGACCCGAGUCAGCCCAUCCAUUGGUGCCUUGGCUUAGGUGCCCGUCAUUGCAGAGCCCAGUGACCUUUGAAGAUGUGGCCGUGUACUUCUCCAGGGAGGAGUGGGGGAUUCUUAAUGUAAGCCAGAGGCACCUGUACCACAGUGUGAUGCUGGAGAACUUUGAGCUCAUGACCUCACUUGGUUGUUGGCAUGGAGUGGAAGAUGAAGGGGCCCAUUCCAAGCAGAAUACAUCUAUAGAAGGGAUGUCACAGGUCAGGAUCCCCAGUGCAAAUCCUUCUAUCCAGAAGGCUAACACCUGUGAUAUGUGUGGCCCAUUCUUGAAAGACAUUUUGCACCUGGAUGAACAUCAAAGAACAUAUCCUGAGGAGACUCUCUAUACAUGUGGAACAUGUGGAAGAGAAUUUUCGUUCAGUGCAAACCUUCACCAGCACCAGGAGCUCAGUGGAGAAAAGCCCUUCACAUGGGACAAGGAUAAGGACUCACAUGUGGAAAAUCUUACAGUUCACCUGUCUUCACUUGUGGGGAAGCCCUUCACUUGUGGAAAAGGUGGUAAGGAUGACUUGGAGAGCCAUGACCUCUUCCAGCACUCAACCACUAACAACAGCAGGAAGCCAAAAAGGAGCACAGAGUGCAGGGAGACCUUUUCACACAACUCUAAUCUUGAGCAGCUCACAGAAGUCCAUACCACACAGAAGCUCUUUAAGUGCAGCAACUGUGGAAAAGCCUUUCAGAAGACCUCCACUCUCCUCAACCACCUGAGAACUCACUCUAAAGAGACACCAUUUAGAUGCCAAACAGUUGGAAAUUCCUUAGAGAAAUCAACCCUUAGAGGAAAAUCAACCCUUGUUAAUCACCAAAAAUGUCAUGAUCAGGAAACAUGUCAUGUGUGUAAAGCAUGUGGGAAGACCUUCAGUCAGAAGGUCUUCCAGAAAUUUCACACUGGAGUAAAAUAUUAUGAGUGUGGUGAUUCUGGGAAAACCUUCCACCACAAACUCACACUUGUUCAUCACCAGAGAAUUCACACAGGAGAAAGGCCUUAUGAGUGCAGUGAAUGUGGGAAAGCCUUUAAUAACAGGUCACACCUCACUCGGCAUGAGAAAGUUCACACUGGAGAAAGGCCUUUUGAGUGCAGCAAAUGUGGGAAAGCCUUUGCUCACAGUUCUAGUCUCAUUGAGCACUGGAGAGUUCACACAAGAGAAAGGCCUUAUGAGUGCAGUGAAUGUGGGAAAGCCUUUGCUCACAGUUCUAGUCUCAUUGAGCACUGGAGAGUUCACACAAGAGAAAGGCCUUAUGAGUGCAGUGAAUGCGGGAAAUUCUUUAGCCAGAACUCCAUUCUCAUUAAACAUCAGAAAAUUCACACUGGAGAAAGGCCUUAUGAGUGCAGUGAAUGUGGGAAAUUCUUUAGCCGAAAGUCCUGCCUCAUUUAUCACUGGAGAGUUCACACUGGAGAAAGGCCUUAUGAAUGCAGUGAAUGUGGGAGAGCCUUCAACAAUAACUCUCCCCUGGUUCGUCACCACAGAGUUCACACACAAGAAAGGCCCUAUGAGUGCAGCCAAUGUUGGAAAGCCUUUAGUGAAAGAUCUACACUUGUUCAACACCAGACAGUUCACACCAGAGAAAGGACUUAUGAAUGUGGCUACUGUGGGAAAAUCUUCAGCCGCCUCUCCAAUCUUGCUCAGCAUAAAAGGAUUCAUACCUGAAAGGAACCUUAUGGAGAUGGUCCUUCUGAGACGAUCUUCAGCCAAGUCAAACUUCAUGCAGCAGAAUACCCACAGAGAAGUUACCUGGAUGUACCACUAGUGUGGAAAAGGCUUCAGAAGGUACUCUGCCCUUUCUGAGAAGCCCAGGACUGAGCUUCUAACCCUCUGGAGCAUAAACCCCUUUCCAGCCUGCCUGGAUCCAAAUAUUUGCAGCAGUCAUCUACAUAUGCAGGAAGAAAAGCUCCCUGUGCUUCCCUUCCCCUUUUGUGGAAGGAAACAGGAUUGUCUUGGGCCUACUGGAAUGGAUUCAUUCCCAUUGCCUCUGAAAUGGUUAGGAAGUGAACUAACCCCAUGUUGGUCAAGGGCCUCGAGGGAUGUCCAGUUUGGACUUCUCAGAAAAAUGCACAUUCCUCAUGGAUAUUGUCAUGUCUGCAUGUAACCCCAAUUAUGUGUCCAAUGAGCCCACACAUCACCCUCCCCUGGAACCGCUUAUCUUGGUCUUCUCUAUUCUGCAUGAUAAUAAAGACCAAGUAACCAA